Molecule: messenger RNA, 2852 nt
Organism: Pelagomonas calceolata
Lineage: Eukaryota; Pelagophyceae; Pelagomonadales; Pelagomonadaceae
Source: the annotation of a GenBank genome assembly
GCGAAGGUCUGCGCAGCGCAAUCGGCCUGAAAGCGCUGACAAGCGGUCGAGCGGCCACUGGGGACUUUGUCGAAGCACAGCACCCACGCUAUCUGCGAAAGGCAGCCUCAGAAACGAACCUCAGCAGGCCGGGGCAGCAAAGCACCAGAUAGGAUGCCAGCCAAACGCCGCGGCGAGGCCGACGCGCGCGCCCUCCUCCGGAAGUUCGGUAGAGCUCUCGACAGCGACGACAGCCCGACGCGCGUGCGGCGGCCCGGCGGCUCGGGCCUCGCGGCCGUGCGGUCCGCGGUGUCGACGACCACGAGCGCGACGGCACCCACAAGCUGGGUCGCCGCCUGGGGCCUCGUGCCGCACCUUCCCGCUUUGAAAAAGAGCGGCCCGCGCCGGAGCGCCCGCGCGACGCCGGCGGCGGUGUCCUUCAGAGGAUCAAUAGCGAGCGUCGCCUGCGGCCCGGCGGGCGUCGUCGUCAUCAGCGAGGAGAAUCAUGCCGUCGCGGCGCCGGCGGAGGGUGGGAGAAGGAAGGUCGGCUGCCGAGCACAAAGCGCGGCCGUCGGCGAGACCGUGGCGCUGAUCUUGAACGACCAGAGUCUCUACGCCGUCGACCCUAGUAGGGACGCCCCGCGCAACGGCUCCUGGGAGCGGCCCCGGCGCCUGGACCCUUUUGCGGGUGCGCCUCCAUUUGCGCAAGCGCGAACCAUCACGGGCGUCGCCUGCGGUUCAAAUCAUUGUUUAGCAAGGUCCUCCUGCGGCGCGGUUUUUGCGUGGGGCGCCGGCGACGCGGGCCAACUCGGCGACGACGACGGCCACGACAUCACGCGGGCCCACCCGACGGCUAUCGUCUUCCCGGCGGACUACGAGCCAUGUGAAAGGGGCGCUUUGUCGGCGGGAGCGCACCACUCGGCGCUCGUAGACGGUGCCGGAGCUCUAUGGACCUGGGGCUGGACGGAGCACGGGCGGCUCGGGAGAGACUCCGUCGAGGAGGACGAGGACGAUGGUAGGGUUGCGGGCACGCCGGGAAUCGCCUCAUUGCCCGGUGGCGGGGAAUGUAUUGACGUCUCGUGCGGCGCGGCCCACACAAUUGUCGUGGACAACAACGGCUUCGUGAGCGGCUGCGGCUGGAACGAGUGGGGCCAGGCGACGGGUCGCAUGAAUUGUAGUAGUGUGUGGCACCUGACUCCCGUUCGGUUCAAGGUCCCGUUCAGCGCAAUAAAAGUCGCCUGCGGCCUCGGGCAUUCCAUAGCCGUCGACUCUAAUGGAAACGCGAAGAGCUGGGGCUUCGGCGAGGACGGCCAGCUCGGCUUUGGAAGGGAGGCCGAAAAGUCGUCUCCGGUAGAUGUUGACUUGUCGAAGGCGGGGUUGCGGAACGGGCCCGCUUGUGUUGCAUCUAUUGCUUGCGGCGGCUCGGCGUCGGUUGCCGUCGUGGCCGAGGCGGUGGGGAGCGACUUGGAAAUGUUGCGACGAAGGCGCCUUGCCAUACGGCGCGUCUCAUUAUAUCUGCAAGCGUUGUACCGGGGUAAACGUGCAAGGCGCUUCUACCGCGAGAUGCUCGAGGAGGAGUUGCAAGAUCGACUCCGAAGGUUGCGGAGGAUGACAGAUUUAGGUAUUGAUAGUAGGGACCCUACUCCCAUAAAGCAGGCGCUGGAGUCUUUUGAGGAUGAUGUCGGGGAAGAUUCACAGAGAGCGCGCGAGGCGUUGAGGCGAUUGGCGUGUCGAUCCCAACUCGAAGAGGCCCUCUCAAAUGGCGACGACGACGCGGCAGUGGCUCUCGUUGAUUUGGCCCCGGACCACGACGGCGAUAUUGACGCUUUACGGAGCGGGGGCCGGCGGCCGCCGCGAGCGUUGGCCGGCGUGCUGUGCGAGGACGCGGCGGAGCUGUGCGGGAUGCAACAGUCUGUGGAGUCGUGGCGCGACGACUUGGUGGGCUACCGCGAGGCGAAAUUGCGGCUUGCUGAACGUUCUCAGCGAGAGUUGACCGCGGCGGUGAAACUACAAUUGUGGUGGCGCGGGUCGCUGGCGACGCGCCUCGCGCUGGCGGAGCUUUUCCGUCUCCGGCAGCGCCGGACCAACGCCGAGCGGGUCGAGGCCGAGCGGCGGGCAAAACGUGAUGCGGAGGACCAGUACAACGCCGCGACGGCUUGUCAAUCAAUCUUCCGCGGGCGCGCGGCGCGGUCGGCCCGGGACGCGGAGGUGGCUCGUAGAUUGGGCAUCCGCGCGGACGCGGCUUCCACGUUAUGUAAUUUCGCGCGCAACUGGCGCGCGCGGCGGUAUUUGAAGAGACUACGGGCGCGCGCGCGGCGCUUAGCUAGAGAGGCCGCCAAGAGGCGGGAACGCGAGCUCGCCGAGCGCCUCGCGGCGAAACAAAAACAGCCCAGGAAGCGCACGGUGCCCAAGAAGCGCGACCCGAUGCACGCGGACGCCGUGGCUGCUGCUAGAGCCGCGAGAGAGGCGGGACAGUACCUGAAGAAGCUCGAGGCGCAGGAUCGCAAGGCGGCCGAGGAGGCCGCGCAAAACGCGCGCCAGGCCCUCGACGCCGCCCGAAUGAAACGGGAUAGAGAUAGACGGUCUCGUUUAGCAGCAAAGCGCCGGGCCGAGGCCGAGGCGCGUGCGCUUGCUGAACAACAAGCGAAGGCCGAGGCCGACGCGGCCGCCGCCGCGGCCGAGGAGGCCGCCGCCGCGACGCCGCCGACGCCGCCCGCGCCGCGCCGGGAGCCCGAGUCGUUCCCGGGCUACGUCCAGCGCCGGCGCAGGGAAAAGUUCGAGGAGCCGACCGUGACGGCGCCGCUUCCCAAAAAACGUCCCACGAAGUUCAAGAGCGUGGAUGAGUGGGCGAGUAAGUGUGGAUAAAUCACAAA